Aspergillus versicolor CBS 583.65 is the source of this 1230-nucleotide messenger RNA. RefSeq names its product alpha/beta fold hydrolase. Gene Ontology annotation, molecular function: epoxide hydrolase activity. The transcript has a single exon. Bases 248 to 1114 code for a protein of 288 amino acids. The record is from RefSeq and is a predicted model, not a curated record. NCBI's taxonomy places the organism in Eukaryota, Fungi, Ascomycota, Eurotiomycetes, Eurotiales, Aspergillaceae.
CUCGCAGUCAAACAACUCUAGGCCAGCUAUAGAAUCAAACUCCAACCAUGGGAACGGCGUAUGCAUUCGCUGCAAACAGCCAGGAUGGUCAUUGCAGACUGACGACGAUGUUUGCAAGGUCAGAGUAUAUAUAGGUGCGGUGGGUCCGACAGCUUGUUACAAUCAACACCAUUGUUCAGUAUACUAGCAUCUUUACGAUACUUACUGGCGCAUACUUACCUGGCUACGAUUCCACUACAAGGCAAACAUGUCGCGUGUUCAGCUACUCAGCCAAGACCUCCCCUCCAAAGCCAAGGUCUUCUACAGACAGGCCGGCCCCGAAUCCGCCCCAGUGAUACUGCUCCUCCACGGCUUCCCGUCCUCCUCCCACCAAUACCGCAACCUGAUCCCCAUCCUGGCGAAGAAGUACCGCAUUCUCGCCCCAGAUCUGCCUGGAUUCGGAUUCACCACUGUCCCAGAGGGCUUCAAGUAUACGUUCGACAAUCUCGCCGCGGUGGUGUCGGAGUUCCUGGAUAAGCUCUCGAUCACGCGCUUCUCCGUCUACAUCUUCGACUACGGCGCUCCCACCGGCCUCCGACUCGCUCUGCAACGGUCAGACGCUGUGCAAGCCAUCAUCUCCCAGAAUGGCAACGCGUACGACGAAGGGCUAGGAGCCUUCUGGGACCCGAUCCGCGAGUUCUGGAAGAGCAACAAUGAUCCCAAAAUCCGAGCAAAGCUCGUACCAGCCCUGCUCAGUUUCGAAGCAACCAAGUGGCAGUAUGACGAGGGGACACAGAGUGGCAGGACGGUCGCGCCGGAGUCAUAUCACCUUGACUAUGCGCUGCUGCAGCGUCCUGGUAACGCGGAUAUCCAGAUCGAUCUGUUUUGGGACUAUCAGAACAACCUGCCGCUAUAUCCCAAGUUCCAGGAAUACUUCCGGCAGUCUAACGUGCCGGUCCUUGCGGUCUGGGGCAAAAACGACCAAAUUUUUGUCCCCCCUGGUGCUGAAGCGUUCAAACGAGACUUGCCCAAGGCGGAGGUGCAUCUUUUGGACGCAGGACAUUUCGCAGUUGAAACCGAGACCGAGGAGAUCGGGGGCCUCAUUUUGGACUUUCUGGCCCGCAAUGGAAUCUAAUCCACGAGAUGAAUAGUUGUUGGAAUCGGUCGGGACGUAAUCAGCUGCACGGGAAAACUGUAUGUAAUAGCAAUUGACAAGAAUGCCAAUGAAUCAGUUUAACGAGUCGUACAAAA